AACUCGGAAGAUAUGUCUAUGAGACCCUCAACACUCCUUAUUUAUAAAUACAGCUGUCAAACGUUAUAACAUAACCUAAAAACAAUUUAAUAUAAAGCAGUUUGGAAAAAACAUCAACAAGCAAAAGAGUCGUCUUUACUAGAAGCAAGACUUCUGCUGUAAAAGUUCCAUAUAUUAUUAACUUAAUACAAAUAUGGCAAAUUUAGAAUUAAGAGCAAAAAUCGAUCAGGCAUGCAGAGUUGCAGAAGAAUUCACAAAACUGUACUAUGAAACUAUGGAUAAACGGAGACACUUGAUAUCAAGGCUUUACCUAGAGGCGGGAAUUUUAUCUUGGAACGGAAAUGGGGUAAAAGGUAAUGAUCGAAUUCAGAAGUUUAUCAUUGAUUUGCCAGCUUCUGAUCACGCCUUGGUUACUUUGGAUGCGCAACCUGUUCUUGAUAUCGCAACUAGUGGUCAACUAACGUUCAUAAUUCAAGCGACCGGAACGGUAAAGUACCAAGAGAAGACCCCGAAGACGUUUCAGCAAAAUUUCGUUGUAACCGCACAAGGAGACAAAUGGAAAAUCGCCAGCGACUGUUUCCGGAUACAAGAACCUUUGAACAAAUAGUCUUUUUUAAACAAUAAGAUUAUUCAUUUAUGAACAUUUGUAUUUUCACAAUAAAACUUUUUAUAAUAUU
Molecule: messenger RNA, 677 nt
Organism: Anthonomus grandis grandis
Lineage: Eukaryota; Metazoa; Arthropoda; Insecta; Coleoptera; Curculionidae
Gene: Nxt1
Product: NTF2-related export protein
Exons: 4
Coding region: 194-607 (137 amino acids)
Biological process (GO): protein import into nucleus
Cellular component (GO): nuclear pore central transport channel
Source: RefSeq, a predicted model, not a curated record